Molecule: messenger RNA, 1982 nt
Organism: Serinus canaria (Common canary)
Lineage: Eukaryota; Metazoa; Chordata; Aves; Passeriformes; Fringillidae
Gene: ADCYAP1R1
Product: ADCYAP receptor type I
Exons: 17
Coding region: 399-1868 (489 amino acids)
Biological process (GO): adenylate cyclase-modulating G protein-coupled receptor signaling pathway; cell surface receptor signaling pathway
Cellular component (GO): neuron projection; plasma membrane
Molecular function (GO): G protein-coupled peptide receptor activity; peptide hormone binding; vasoactive intestinal polypeptide receptor activity
Source: RefSeq, a predicted model, not a curated record
AUUGGUUCCAUAUCGCUUUCCCUUUGCUCAGGCACUCGGGGGAGGAGGUGUUUGCAUUUCUCCGCAGGACCAGCUCGCUUUGCAGAGCAUUGUCUGGCCAUGGCAAAUUCCUUCACGGCCAGGAGCUGGCCCAUCCCCUGAGCAAAGGCAGCCUGGACAUGACCGGCAGGCGAGGGAGGAGGAAUUUGGAUUCCCUUCGGAGGCGCCGACCCCUCCUGCGGCCGGGGUGAGCGCGGCCGCUCGGAGCCAGCGGGGCUGGACCGCUCCCCGCGGCCACUGUCCCCCCGCGGGGAUGCGGCAUCGCCAGCGCCGGGACGGAGCCCUGCUGCAAUGAGAUCUUGAUGUGAAGACCUCAAAAUAUCAGCAGAGCCUGUGCUUCAGCCCUAAUCUCAGUGUUAAUGAACAAAACUUGUCCAAAAUUUGGAGAGAAGAUGGCCAUCAACUGGAAGAUCUGCUUCUUCAGCCUCGUAUUGCUUCCUGUGGUUGCAGCAACCCAUUCCAACUGCAUCAUUAAAAAGGAGCAAGAGACUUGUCUGGAGAAGAUCCGGAGGGCGACGGCCCUGAACCCUCUCAAUGACUCUUCUCCAGGUUGCCCAGGAAUGUGGGACAAUAUCACAUGCUGGAAACCUGCAAGUGUGGGAGAAAUUGUCUUUGUCAAGUGUCCUGCACUCUUCAGAUUUAUCAUCUCUGAAGAUGGUUGGGAAGUGGAUAAUUUGGGGCAAACCCAUGCAGGUGAUUAUGACCUGCUGGAAAGCACAGCCCAGUCUCUCCUAGGGGACAUCAGCAGGAAUUGCACUGAGGAUGGCUGGUCUGAACCUUUCCCUCAUUAUUACGAUGCCUGCGGCUUCGAUGAGAACGAAACAGAGUCUGAUAACCAGGAUUACUACUAUCUCUCAGUGAAGGCUCUGUACACGGUGGGAUACAGCACUUCCCUGGUUUCCCUCACCACUGCCAUGGUCAUCCUGUGUCGCUUCAGGAAGCUUCACUGCACCCGGAAUUUCAUCCACAUGAACCUUUUUGUUUCAUUCAUCCUGCGUGCAAUAUCUGUGUUCAUCAAGGACGGGGUUCUCUAUGCUGAGCAGGAUGGAAACCACUGCUUCAUCUCCACGGUGGAAUGCAAAGCAGUGAUGGUGUUUUUUCACUACUGUGUCAUGUCCAACUACUUCUGGCUCUUCAUCGAGGGGCUGUACCUCUUCACUUUGCUGGUGGAGACUUUCUUCCCAGAGAGGAGAUAUUUCUACUGGUACACAAUCAUUGGCUGGGGUACCCCAACAAUUUGUGUCACUGUCUGGGCAGUGCUGAGGCUCCACUUCGAUGACACUGGCUGCUGGGACAUGAAUGACAACACUGCCUUGUGGUGGGUGAUCAAGGGCCCCGUGGUUGGGUCAAUCAUGAUAAACUUUGUGCUUUUUAUUGGCAUAAUUGUGAUACUUGUGCAGAAACUGCAGUCACCUGACAUCGGGGGCAAUGAGUCCAGCAUUUACUUGAGACUGGCUCGCUCCACCCUGCUGCUGAUCCCUUUGUUUGGAAUUCACUACACAGUGUUUGCCUUUUCUCCUGAGAACGUCAGUAAGAGGGAGAGGCUGGUGUUUGAACUGGGACUGGGAUCCUUCCAGGGUUUUGUUGUUGCUGUUCUCUACUGCUUCUUGAAUGGGGAGUUUCUCCCUAAAGGUGCAAUCAGAAAUAAAGAGAAAAUGGAGGAGCUGGAAAGUCAACCGGUAUUUUGCUGUGGAUUUCAAACAUCGCCAUCCUUCUCUAGCGAGCAGCGGAGUGAACGGGGGGACACAACUCUCCAUUCUGAGCAAGAGCAGCUCUCAGAUUCGGAUGUCCAGCAUAAAUGCAGAGAACCUGGCGACAUGAGCAGCUGAGGAGAGCAGAGCAACCAACGAGCAAACCAAAAACCAUCCCUUGAAAAAGAAAAAAAUGAAAUAAUAGUUUUGGUGGUGGUGCAGGUCUCGCUUCCUUCCCUUUCCCCUUUCCAU